This is a messenger RNA of Macrosiphum euphorbiae (potato aphid), 237 nucleotides long. Lineage: Eukaryota; Metazoa; Arthropoda; Insecta; Hemiptera; Aphididae. The record is from the annotation of a GenBank genome assembly.
AUGUAUCUGUCAUUUAUCCGUCUGUCGAAUUUUUUGAAUGACCGUUAUUUAACGGUAUUCGGUAAACAGUUGCUAAUUUUACGUUUGCUUUGCCGCUGCUGGUUGUACGUUGGUGCUUGCCGCUUGGUUCAGCAUUCUAAUUUAUUACCAUUUGAAAAUACUGAAUGCUGCUCUCAAAAAUCUUCCAAAUGUAUUUCAAAAACCAUGGACCUUGUUGUGAUAGUCAUUGGUUGGUGA